Messenger RNA from Uloborus diversus, 3072 nucleotides. RefSeq names its product RNA demethylase ALKBH5-like. Bases 40 to 1092 code for a protein of 350 amino acids. Gene Ontology annotation, molecular function: oxidative RNA demethylase activity. The record is from RefSeq and is a predicted model, not a curated record. Gene Ontology annotation, biological process: mRNA export from nucleus; mRNA processing. Gene Ontology annotation, cellular component: nucleus. NCBI's taxonomy places the organism in Eukaryota, Metazoa, Arthropoda, Arachnida, Araneae, Uloboridae. The transcript has 4 exons.
GUAGAAAUAAAAACACACCAAAACACAGUAGUAGUAAACAUGGCUGCAGAAUUUGGGGAUUUGCGUAGGAAAUUACAACUAACUCAUGAUACAACUGUCAAUAGUUUUCGCAGCAGUUUAAAGGAAAAGCAACAAGAACGUAGAGAACGUUAUGACAGAGAAACGGACUCGUAUUUAGAUACGUUAAGAAGAUUACACGAGGGUAUUCAACAAAGGCGCCUGUUUUCAGAGGACGAAAGUAAAGAAAUAGAAAAUAAAAUUGACGAAGUUGUGGCUAUGGGUGAAAAAGGCCUUUAUAAAAAGCACACAGUAGACAGAGCCCCGCUGAGAAAUAAGUACUUCUUCGGCGAAGGAUAUACCUAUGGUUCCCAGUUGCUGCGCAAAGGGCCGGGAAUGGAGAAGCUAUAUCCUAGGGGCGAAGUUGAUGAAAUUCCCAGCUGGGUUCAUGAUUUGGUCAUAAAGCCGUUAGUCAAAGCAAAGAUUGUUACAGAAGGCUUUAUCAAUAGUGUAGCAAUCAACGACUAUCAGCCAGGGGGAUGUAUCGUUUCUCACAUCGAUCCGGCUCAUAUAUUCGAUCGACCCAUUAUCUCUGUAUCGUUCAUGAGUGACAGUGCACUUAGCUUUGGUUGCAAGUUUAGUUUCAAACCGAUUCGUGUUACAGAUCCUAUUUUAUGCUUACCUGUUUACAGGGGAUGUGUCACUUCUCUCAGUGGAUAUGCAGCUGAUAAUAUUACACAUUGCAUCAGACCCCAAGAUGUUAAGAAACGGCGCGCUGUAAUCAUUCUUCGGAGGGUUUUUCCUGAUGCACCUCGCUUGAGUAAAGCUGAGUUAGCUUUGAUUUCACAGCCAAAGGUGGUGAAUGUGGGAUCUCAGUUUGACUUCAUUGAUGAAAUGUUUGAUCGAAGGAAAAAGUGGAGAAACAGCUUUGACUAUGGCUCUCUUAAGAGUAACUUUAGUGCACAGAAGCGUAAAUUGCAAAGUUCAGUGUCUUGGGCUAAUACUUCCUUAAAAGACAAUCAAGAUGAUGAUAUUGAACCUAGAAAUAAGAGCUUGAAAAAAGAAAUAACAGAAAAAAGGAGUGAUGAUGAUUGACAUUUAAUUGUUGAAAUUUUGCUGUCUUGUUGAAAGAUUUGAACUGUUGCUCUGUAACGUGCAAACAAAUUGAAGCUAUAUUUUUAUCCAGUCCCUGUAAAUAAAUUUGUGAAUAUGUAGAAACAACAAAGUACUGUGUUUUGGGAUUUCGAACAAAAUGCAGGAAAUUUGUAAAUCUGUAUAUAGAUUAUUUUGCCUUAUUGAUACUACAUCAAAUCAAUACUAUGCAAUUUAUAUUUCAUUAUGAAAUUUAACUUGAGUGAGAGUUUGUAUAUGUGUAAAUAUCAGCAGUUGUGUUCUUUGGAACACAGUGUUCAUGGUGAUACCUUUAUUCAUGAAGACUUUAAGUGAUAAUAGUAUUUAUAUUAAUCUUUCGGCCUGAAAGGAUUUUGAAAUUGUCUGUUUUUAAGGCAUGAAAUUGAAGUUGAGUAAGAUCAAUUUUAGGUAUAUUCUUUUUCCUUGUUACAAAUCAUAAAUGUUUUGAUUUUAAAUUUUUUCCUUGUUGAAUCAGCUUUGUUAGACAUAGUUUUAGAGUAAUUUGUCUUUUUGCUGACCAGGUUGUUUUUCAUAUUUUGGAACAUGUUUUUUUAAUAGACUGAAACAUUUUAAAAAUUUUCACAUUAAUCCUUCAAUAUUUACUUUUAAGUAAUGUUGGAUUGUAUUUGAAAUCCUCAUCAGAAAUAUAGUAAUAAAUCAAAUAUCAAAAUUGAUAUAGAGUGUAAAGUUCUAGUCUUGAGGAAUAUUUCACUGUACUUACAAUAUAAUUGCUUGCUUGUAAAGUAACUUCACUAGUUGUUUUGUUUGAUUAAUUUUAAUGUUAAGCUAAUACCGGGUUUCCCAUCAACUGUUAGGUGAUUUUUCUUUAAACUAUAUGUUUCAUUUUAUUGCAUGUUUUAACGAAAACUACAUGUUUUGAUCUGUAUUUAAAAGCUGAAUCUGAAGCAAAACGUUAUUAUUAUUAUUCUUUGUAAUUAAUGUUCCUAUUUUAUGUUUCUUUUGAGUCAUUUUUGUAUUCCCAGUGCCUAAAAUAUACAAACAAGAAUAUUGUAAUGCAUAAACCAUUGUUUAAAACUUAUCAUCCCACUGUUCAUGGGAUACCCUAUUGAAAGGCUUCUAUAGAACAAAACAAGGGAUGGGGGUGAAUGUUGGUCAACCUUUUGGCUGAAGAGCAAGAAAGGUUGGUUGAUCUUUAAAAAAAAGAUUAAAUUAUGGGCACACUUUUUAAAACUAUAAGCUAAGGCAUAAGAGUUUUUAUGUUUAAUGUCAAUAUUUUAAAUGUUUUGCAUAAUUCUUUUAAGUUUUUGAUGCAAAUGUAAAGUAUUGUAAUAAUGAUAGCUGAUUAUUUUGAGUGUGAUUGGUCAUUGUUUGCUCUGUAGAAGCCUGUAAUUUUUAUUUCACCGAGCCAAAUAGGUGUUAUAUGCAACAAGCAAUUGUUGGCAUGAUUGCUUUCAUUUCAAAGUAUUUCGGAAACUCAUAAUUUAUUUGAAACAUUGUCAUUUUCAUCAUAAAUGUGUCUGUGUUUGAAUUUAUUUUAAAGAAGUUAUUUCUCAAUAAUUGAACUUAGUUGCUUGUCCAGAAUAGCCAACAUUUCCUCUCUAAAUGGUGCUUACAUAUAAGAGAUGAAAUGAUGUACAUAAUGCUUCAGAAUAUUCAAGAUUUGUUUAUUCUCGGGUUGUUUUGCGAUGUUUUAUGCCUAAAGCGUAGGACAGAAGAAGAUAUUUUAACCAUGGAAUGUUGCUCAAGCACUUAUUUUUAUUUGAAGUGUUUUAUGCUGCAGAACUUUUGUAGUUAUUUUUAAAUCCAUUAUUGAAUUAAGUUAUAAUUACAAAAUAAUAUUACUUUUAGCCUUACAAACAACUGCUUGUCUGCAAAUAGUUCUUAAAAAAUACAGUUUCUUUGUGGAAUUGCAAGCUAUUGAUUUUAAAAUGAUUUAUGUUCACACAUUUAAAUUGAAAAGUUCAAUAAAAAUUUUCAAUUUGC